CCUUUUUCUUUUGAGAAGAGGGAAGGCGGCGGGGGCGCUUUUGUCACCGCGGAGACUCCGCCCCGCCAAACUUCCGCCAAAGAGGAAGAAACUUAGGGAUCGGGCGCGCUGCGUGCCCUGGCCCUUCUCGGGAGGAGGAGGAGGAGGAGGAGGAGAGAAACCGUGCUGGGGGAUCCCUCCUUGCACGAAAGAAGGUAUUCCAAGUGGCGGAGAAAAGCAGGUCCAUUUCCUCUUGAUGAAUUGUUGAACUGCUUCAUGAGCUGCAAACAUGUCGCUGGUUGACAUCCAGAUGAAAUCAGAGGACCUUUUGCAAAAAGAGCAGCUGGAUGCUGGCGGAUUUGGCAUGGUUUCAUUAUGUUACCACAAGAACCACGGGCUUGUGGUUUUAAAAACAGUGUACACUGGGCCUCAGCGUACAGACUGUAACACUUCCCUUCUAGAAGAAGGCAAGAUUAUGCAAAAGUUAAAUCAUGAUCGCGUGGUCAGGCUGCUGGGUGUCAUUCUGGAAGAUGGCAACUACUCCCUUGUGAUGGAAUAUGUACGCAGAGGAAACCUGAUGUCUGUCCUGAAAGCAACUGCAAUUCCCUUGUCUGUGAAAGGACGCUUCAUCCUAGAGAUCAUUGAAGGGAUGCUUUAUUUAAAUGAACAGGGUUUAGUGCACAAAGACCUCAAACCAGAAAAUAUCCUUGUAGAUGAAGAUUUUCACAUCAAGAUAGCAGACCUUGGUGUUGCCUGCUUCAAAACCUGGAGGAAGCUGACUAAAGAGGAGACGAGCCGCCAGAGGAAAAUCAAGUGCAACUCCAAAAGUAAUGCUGGGACCCUUUUCUACAUGGCCCCUGAGCACUUGCGGGAUAUUAACACUACACCGAUUGAAAAAUCAGAUGUCUACAGCUUCGGCAUCGUCUUGUGGUCCAUUUUUGCUAACAAAGAGCCUUAUGAGAACGCUGUAAAUGACAUGCAUGUGUGCUUCUGUAUCAUUAAUGGAGACAGGCCACAUAAAACAGAAAUUGAAGAAAAUUGCCCAGUUGAGAUCAUUACUUUAAUGGAACAAGCCUGGAAACAAGAACCAAAGCAACGGCCAUCUUUUGCAGAAAUCAAUUUGACAUACAAGCCAUUCUACCAAGAGAAGCUUGAAAAAUACGUUGAAGAUGAUGUGAGAAAGAUAAAAGAAGUGUAUCCUGCACCAUCUGAACUUGUAAAAAGGAUGGAAUCUCUCCAAGUAGAUGCUGUAGCAGAACCACCAAGUAGUGGCCGAACAGAUCUUCCCGGUUCCCUACACAGCUCUCAGGAAACCAGCGCGGUGGAUGAACGCUUCUUUGAGGCUUGCCCACAGAACGAACCUGUAGAGAGCUGUGAACAUGCCUUGGAGCCUUCAACAACCGUAGAGAGGAAACUGCAGGAGGAACUGAACUAUCACGUGUUUGGCAGCCGGAUGGACAGAGCAGAAAGCCACCGUGUGCCAUACAGUGCUGCGGUGCAGGAUACAGAGCGGAAGCGGAGGGUGUUUACCAAGGUGCCUGACCUUCCACCUUCUGAGAAGUUGUACAUCAGACCCAGAAACUCUGGAUCAGUUGUCAAUCCUAGCAGUGCCAGUGCAGGCCCUUAUGGUUAUCCAUGGAAACCUACACAUGCUGCAGCAACUCCAGAAACAGCACAUUUAUCAUUGGAUCCAAAUGGAUUUUAUGGGGCAGGGCCUGCAAAUCUUAAAACACAAAGUGCAGAAGAUCUUUAUAGCUCACAUUCAGCCACUCCCUUCAACAGUAAGCAACCUGUGCCAGAAUCUGGUGUGAAUCAUCACCCUGAGUCACCCAGUCCUUAUCUCAACCCUUACCUCAAGAGCCUAAGUGUUGGACCUGGUGUCGCGGAAUCAACCUCUUUUAGGAAGACGAACUUUGCCCGCAGUCCAUCAUACGGACAUAGCACAGGAGAACCUGCACUAUAUACCAUAAUUAAUAGCUGUGGAAUUCAAAUAGGCUCCUACAACCACUUGAAAAUUAAAGAUCAACCAGAUAUUGCUCCUGCAGAUACUCAGAAUAAUUCUUCAGACUACCAAAAGCUAUUCAACAGCACUGCUCUGGUUUCUGAGAUGCACCUGAAUGUUGCCAGAGAAAACUUGGGGAAGGACUGGAAGCACUUUGCCCGUAAACUGGGUUUCCAUGAUGCAGAGUUGGAUGAAAUUGACCAUGACUAUGAACGGUAUGGACUCAAAGAAAAAGUUUACCAAAUGAUUCAGAAGUGGCUGAUGAGGGAAGGCAGCAAAGGGGCUACUGUGGGUAAGUUGGCCCUAGCCUUCCAUGCUUGCCAUAAGACAGAUCUUCUUAACACCCUUGUGAAAAUAAGCCAGGAGUCUGAAAUGAGUAACAACUGAGAAAUAAAACAGCAGAAUUCUGUGUGUUUGGAAGAACAUUUUCUACUGGGAACAAAUGAACAUUUUGCUUUACCGUAUGUUGACAGUCACGAUGAAUGUUUGUAUGCUACUGCCAGACCGUUCUCUCAAUGCAACCAGGUAUGGAAUCAAUUUUUAUCUUUGUUUUGGCUAAGGCAAUUAAAGUUUGUAUUGCGACCAUACUGCAUGCAUGCAUGCAUGUGUGUACAAAAAUACAUGUAUGUAUAUGGGAACAUGUCAGAUGUAUUAAUUUUGUAUAAUUUUAAUAAAAAUACAUAAAA
This is a messenger RNA of Pogona vitticeps (central bearded dragon), 2667 nucleotides long. RefSeq names its product receptor interacting serine/threonine kinase 1 (gene RIPK1). The record is from RefSeq and is a predicted model, not a curated record. Gene Ontology annotation, biological process: protein phosphorylation; signal transduction. Lineage: Eukaryota; Metazoa; Chordata; Lepidosauria; Squamata; Agamidae. Gene Ontology annotation, molecular function: ATP binding; protein binding; JUN kinase kinase kinase activity.